Molecule: messenger RNA, 1339 nt
Organism: Paralichthys olivaceus (Japanese flounder)
Lineage: Eukaryota; Metazoa; Chordata; Actinopteri; Pleuronectiformes; Paralichthyidae
Product: hypoxanthine-guanine phosphoribosyltransferase-like
Biological process (GO): purine ribonucleoside salvage; GMP salvage; hypoxanthine metabolic process
Cellular component (GO): cytosol
Molecular function (GO): hypoxanthine phosphoribosyltransferase activity; magnesium ion binding
Source: RefSeq, a predicted model, not a curated record
ACGCAGAAGUUGCAUUGAAUGCCAGCAGCAUGAAAGGCUCAUGGAUACGAUGCUCCUCCUCUCUUUGCACUGUGCUAACCAACCCCUUCUUCUCCUUCCACCACUUUUCCUUUGGUACGAGCCUUUCUGUCGUGUCGGUGGAAAACAACAUGGCAGACCUCUCUGGCCAAUCCGACGGAGGAAGCGACGGGAUCGUGAUUAGCGAUGACUGGCCAGGCUACAGUUUAGACCUCUUCAGUUAUCCGGCUCACUACUCUGGAGAUUUAGACUGUGUCAUCAUUCCACAUGGCGUCAUAAUGGACAGGACAGAACGCCUCGCUCGAAACAUCAUGGACGACCUGGGAGACCAUGACAUCGUGGUGCUGUGCGUGCUCAAAGGAGGAUACCAGUUCUGCGCUGACCUGGUGGAAAGGAUCAAGGCUCUCAGCCGCAACUCCAGUAGAACAAUCCCAAUGAGGGUCCACUUCAUCCGACUCAAGAGCUACCUGAACGACCAGUCGACAGAGGAUCUUCACAUAGUCGGAGCAGAGGACUUGUCUUUUUUGGCUGGAAAGAACGUACUGAUUGUGGAGGCCAUUGUAGGCACUGGAAAGACAAUGAAAACUCUCCUGGAGCACGUUGAAGCCUUCAGGCCCAAAUUGAUCAAAGUAGCAGGAUUGCUUGUGAAGAGAGUGCCAUUCAACUCAGCAUGUCUUCCUGACUAUGUCGGCUUCGAGAUCCCCAAUCGUUUUGUGGUCGGCUAUGCCUUAGACUACAAUGAGUAUUUUAGAGACCUCAAUCAUAUCUGCGUGAUCAGCGAAAGUGCGAAGGUGAAAUAUAAGGUUUGAAUCGGGGCCGUAAAGGAGGCGACUGUUACACAGAUGUCAUCUCACAGCAAGCCGGAACAUUUUUCUUGUGAUGCCAUGCACUGACAGCUGCUACUGUGACAUCUGAUCUUGAACAUCCCUGUUUGUUUGUUUUUUUACAUUCCUUCUCUUAAUGUUUAACAGUUUUAACAUAAACAAGAUUUAUCUUUAGCAUCUUUUUUGUUUACAACUCUGAUUCACAUUGGACAUUCCGCGGCACUGUUACUGUCUUAGUCUUACUUCAUUUUGAUGCAAUUUUAAGAGUUUGAUCAUUUUGGUGAGAAUGAAUGUGAAAGCUUUUUUAGGUCAGUGUGUGAUGAGGUACUAGAGCAAACUGAGUGUUGUCUUCUUUCAAAACAAAAGGGAGUUGUUGUUUUUUUUUAUAAGGAAAUCAGUGGUAGAAUUGACAUUUUUCUUCACUUGUACAUUAUGUGCCUCAACUACCUCCUUUCAGUAUUUGAGGUUUAACAUAAAAUAAAGUGUUUUUAACAUUU